This is a messenger RNA of Lasiosphaeria miniovina, 1287 nucleotides long. RefSeq lists its product as uncharacterized. The annotation marks the transcript as partial. The transcript is spliced from 2 exons. Lineage: Eukaryota; Fungi; Ascomycota; Sordariomycetes; Sordariales; Lasiosphaeriaceae. The record is from RefSeq and is a predicted model, not a curated record.
AUGUGCCAACCGCCCUCUCAGCAGUCCGUUGGGGCCAUCCUCGGGACCGUAUGGCCCAAUGUCACUGUCGAGAGGCUCCAGCCGAUUCCAUCCUUCGGACCCCAAAGAAUAUAUGAAGUCAUCGUCUCCAACGGCAAGACUCUGAUCCUCGUUCUGCCGCCACCGUCCAUCCUGAGGCUUCUGAGGUCAGAGCAGUUGAUGGUGGCAUCCGAGGCCGUGGUGGUUCGUUGGGUUAGGGCGGCGCUGUCUAGAAACCCGGCUGGGGAGAUGGUAGCGGCUUCCGAUAAAGACACCGAUCUGCUCCGACUCCUCCCGACUCUGAUUCAUUCUUCACAAGAAAGGUCGAACGAGCUUGGAUUCACGUACAGCUUCCUUGAGCCGACUCCGGGUUCGCCUCUUGCGCUCGUCUCCCGUUCGCUUACCUCGUUGGGGCGUGAACGAGUGGACGGACAGAUGGGUCAGCUUUUCCGGCAACUUGCACUGGUAACCUCGCCAUCAGGCAUGUUCGGGCCCGCCGUAGCUGUCCUCAAUCCUUCUUCCCUUCAUCGAACGGAACUUGGAGGCAGUGGCCCGAUGGGGUUCGGCGGAGCGGCGACUUGGACAAUAGCGUUUCAUUCCAUGUUAGAGAGCGUUCUCCGGGACGGGGAGGACAUUGCCAUAACAAUACCAUACUCGGCAAUACGGAGGCAGUUCCAGCGGCUAAGCCACUUCCUCGAUUCGGUCUCGGUCCCACGUCUCGUCGCCGUCGAUGGCACCAACGAGUCGGUAAUAUUAGUGUCCAAACCAGCCGAUGGCGGGAGCGCCCCCCAAACUCUUUUCACGACAAGCAUUAAUACGUCACUGAAGGGAAAGAGCGCAGUCGACAACAACAAUGCUCUCGACGAGAGCAAGUCGAGCCUGAGAGUCUGUGGUCUCCGCGACUGGAGCAACUGCAUUUUCGGCGACCCUUUGUUGGCGACCGUCUUCAGCGAAGGCCCUUCCGAAAGCUUCCUGGAGGGUUUUAAUGGCACAAAGACGGACCCGGGUCCAGCUCAACUCCCGCUGGGCAGGGACAUCAUAGAUGAUGUAGAUUCGGCCGAUGUGAGGUUGAUAAUCUACCAGACAUACCAUGCGACGGUCAGUAUUGUCAGGGAGUUUUACAGGCCCCACGGUGACAGCAGUAGACGAGAACUAGAGGCAAGGAGGAGGUUGAACGAGGUUCUUUCAAGGUUGGUAGAAGUCCAAGCUGACUCCAAGAGGAAGCACCCACGUCCGAGUGGCGAGAUGUCGCCAGCCAAGAGGAUAAAA